This is a messenger RNA of Lepus europaeus (European hare), 2301 nucleotides long. RefSeq names its product ANTXR like (gene ANTXRL). NCBI's taxonomy places the organism in Eukaryota, Metazoa, Chordata, Mammalia, Lagomorpha, Leporidae. Gene Ontology annotation, molecular function: signaling receptor activity. The transcript is spliced from 18 exons. The coding region runs from base 122 to 2014 and encodes 630 amino acids. The record is from RefSeq and is a predicted model, not a curated record. Gene Ontology annotation, cellular component: membrane.
CAUUGGUGCCAGGCAGGAGGGGCUAGAUCCCUGGGGAGCAGGUGGAGGUGGCUGAGACGGCCACAGGCAGCCAGGGCUCUCAGCACGCAGAGCAAGUGGGGUCCCAGGGACAGCCAAGAAAAUGGGGGGCCACAGUCCCUGUGCACCUGGCUUCCCUCUCUUCUUCUUCUUGCUGCUGCUGCUGCUGCUCCCACCACUUGUUAGAGCAGGGAGCCACCCAUACCGUGGUCCUGGCUGGAAACUCUUCCAGCGCCUGGGCAUGGGGUCCAGACUCCUCCAGCAUCGCCAGGGCCUUGGCGGGAAGCCACAGUGGCGCCAAGCAGAGGAGGAGUGCCACGGAUCCUUCGACCUCUACAUAAUCCUGGACAAGUCAGGCAGCGUGAACAACAACUGGAUUGACAUUUACAUGUUUGUGGAGCAGUUGGUGGAGAAAUUCCAACACCCAAAAUUGCGGAUGUCAUUCAUUCUCUACUCCGGAGAUGCCUAUACCCUCAUGCCGCUCACCUCGGACAGAGAUGAAAUCCGUAAGGGGCUUGAAAAACUUCAGCAAGUGAUCCCUGCCGGAAACACAAACAUGCACGAAGGACUUAAAAAGGCAAACGAGCAGAUUGAAGAAGCCAACUCCGGAGACGAAAAGGUUGCCAGCAUGAUCAUCGCCAUGACGGAUGGGACGCUGUUGCCCAUGCCCUUUGAGUUGUCUAAAGACGAAGCUGCAAAGGCUCGGGAAAUGGGGGCGGUCAUUUACACCGUGGGCGUGAAGGACUAUAAGAAAGAGCAGCUGGAGGCCAUCGCAGACAGACCGGAUUACGCGUUUGGGGUAGACAACGGAUUCAAGGCUUUGAAAGACAUCGUGGACUCAUUGGCUAGCCAGUCCUGCAUUGAAGUCACCUCAAUGGAACCUUCCACUGUGUGUGUAGGCGAGUCCAGCCAAGUGGUCAUCAAUGGAAAAGGCUUUCACAAUGCAAAAGAUCAGGACAAGGUCAUCUGCAGAUUCACGGUGGACGAGAGCAUGGUUGUGGAUGAAAAGCCCAGCAGUAUGGACGACAAUACGAUAACUUGCCCUGUGCCAGUCAUAGAUGAGGCCAACCAGCUCAUCUUUCUCGAAGUCAGCCUGACCAAUGGCAAAAGCUUCAUCGGGAAUAAACUCAACAUGACCAGCACCCACUGUGUGAGAAAAAAGCUAGAGAAUUUACACCUCAGAGACACAGCACUUAGAUCUAAACACCAUUAUUUGCCGAGACACAGAGGGGCUCGAAAAAAAGCCCAGCGCACUGUUUCUGUCAGCAACCCAAUCUAUCUUUCAUUCCUGCCCGCCCUGCUGCUGAUCCCCUGCCUGCUGUGGUGUUGCUGGCGGCUGUGUUGUAGGAGGAAAGUCAAGGAGCCUCCACCACCGCCACCCCCAGAAAAGGAGCCAGAAGAACUCCCGCCACCCCCACCGCCUCCACCCCCACCACCGCCCCCCAUAAACACCUGCCCCACCGUGAUUGUCUCCUGCUGUGGGUGUGGUUGCACCAGCGGCAUAGAGGGCACUGUGGACGGCUUCUACAACUACAUCCAGCCCAGCUGCCACCCUUCGCCGAUGAUGUUGUGCCGGGCCAGGGGCCAGGCAAGGUGCGCCAACUUGGCCCUGGUGAACAGUCGAUGCGCACAGGCUCGCUGCAGCUCGAAGGUCUGCCUUCGACCCAGUAGGGAGUGCUUUCACGUCCCCACGCCGUGUGGCCCACAGAUCUGUCUCCAGCCCAGCCAGGAGUGCUUCCCCAUCCCACAGGCACCGUGUGGCUCCAGGAUCUGCCUCCAGCCCACCCAGGAGUGUGUGUCCCUCCCACAGGUACCUUGCGGCCCCAGGAUCUGCCUUCGACCCAGCCUGGAGAGCCUGUCCUCCAUCUGCCAUCCCCAGUGCUACGGCCUCCCUGCCAGGUACACCACGUCUUGCUCCAGGAUACUGCCACUGCUCUCUCCUAGGAACCGGCAAUCCCUCUAUCGACACCAGCCCCGUUGUCCAACCUCUAAAUGACCCAAAACCCAAGAUUAAGAGGCCUCUAUUUGCAUAUGCAUUGAGCCUUGGUUUGUAGUCAAAAAACAGGUGGGCUUUGUUGCUAACCUACAAGGGUCUGUUGCCUGGACGGAUGAGAUGUAUUUAUACGGUGGUGUGUGGAUGCUAGGCAUGGACCAGUGUCACUCCCGGCAGCUCUGUCCCCAAGGCCUGGGACACAUGGGGACAUGUGCCAAGUUCUGUAAGAAAGAGAGCCCAACAGGUCUUUGAAACAUCAACACAAUGCUGUGUCUCCUUCCCUAAUUUUU